UCACAGUCGCGUUAAUCACAACUGGCGGCGGUGUUUGGGCGCAAGAUAUUCGGUGUUGUUUGUGGGAAGGUGCAUUGGUUUUUGCAGAAGUUCAUGUUUUUCUACAUUUCUCCGCUACAAUGUCCUAUUCGCCGGCACCGGAUGACGAUGCGAUAAUUGCGGAGGAGGAUAUGUUUGCAACCGGCGAAGGUUGUUCGCAAAUUAGCUUCCUAAGCAGUCAAUUGCUGGAGGAUCACAUUUUGGGAUUGGACAAAACAUUGAACGACUCUAGUGCUACUCUCGCAUUGUCGCAGACAUCGCCUGGCGCAGACAUCGCCUUGCCAAGUUCGCUGCUUCAGGAUGUGAAGGGUUCCUUGCCGAGCUCACUAAAUCCGACCGGAAAGUAUCCGUCGGUGGACGAACUUUGCCCCGCAGAUAUACAUUUUACGGUCAUUCCAUCCAGCACCCAAGGCUCGGGUUUCAUUUUUUCCGAGCAGCUCCAGAAGCUGUUCCUCAAAACGGACAGCAUCUGUUCGUUCGAUGUAGCGUGCCAACUGCCCACCUUCCUACCGCCGACGGGAUGGUACGUGCGUGUAAUGCUGGUAUCACUCGCGCCGGAAUCGCAGCACGAAUCGAUCACGCGCUGCCACAAACACAUCGCGCACGAUACCGGCCCGGAAGAGAUCCGGAAGCAUGUAGUGAGGUGUAAGAAUGAACAGCACGAAUACGUUGGUGCAGAUAAUGGGCCUUUCUUCGAGGAUCGAUACGCAGUCCGCGUACCGGUCGAUGACGAGGUGCUGUGCGUCAAGAUAAUGCUACAGUUCGUCUGUCAGAACACGUGCUUCAGGCUGGACCAACGUCGUACCGGGCUGGUAUUUACGCUAGAGAACGACCAAGGCAACAUAUGGGCAAGGCGGGUGGUGCCGGUGAAAAUCUGUAUCAACUAUCGGCGAGACAUGCAAAACGAGCAGAAUUCAGCGAACAAUUUUUUACCAACUUCGUGCCUUACCGCCGGCAGAUCGGACGCACCUGGUACCUCAGCCGUUCGGCGGUACAAAGCUGGACGCCCGGGCAAGCGGCUCCAACGCGGUGGCAAGUUAGGCCCGGGAGGAGGGAGUGUUAACAGAGCGGACCGCACGGUUCCGGUUAGAGCUGCGCGCAACAUUGAACCGUGCACGGUGAACAUCGAAAUGCCCAGUUUGCGAAUGGCCAAACGGGUGAUGGACAAUGCGAUUGGCAUGGUAUCGGCGCAGAUUUUGCUGGAAGAUGAUACGGAGACGAAAAAUAGACUGAAGGUGUUUCUGGACAGCAUUCGGCGGCAGCGUGACGCGUUAUCCAUGAGCAAUAGCCAGUGUAGCGUAGACCUGCUUUAAAGCUUUAAUUAUUUGUUUACCUUUUUUUGUAGAAAAGUUGUACGUUUACAUUCAAUUCAAUGUAUAUUUAUUAUCCCAUUUGAACGAAAAUCACGAGCAGUUCCUGUUAAGAGAGAGCGAAUCAUUUUCCCAAGUUAUUUGUUUCACUAUCACACAAGAGUACUUACUGUUUUUGUUUUAUUCCCGGACGACAAAUUGACAAAUAUUAACCAUAAUCCUUGUUCCUUGUUUCGGAAAGAUGUAAGACAAUAAAAGUAAGCAUUUUAUGCCAUUGUUCUAAUAAA
Molecule: messenger RNA, 1636 nt
Organism: Anopheles coluzzii
Lineage: Eukaryota; Metazoa; Arthropoda; Insecta; Diptera; Culicidae
Exons: 3
Coding region: 120-1352 (410 amino acids)
Biological process (GO): regulation of transcription by RNA polymerase II; apoptotic process
Cellular component (GO): nucleus
Molecular function (GO): DNA-binding transcription factor activity, RNA polymerase II-specific; RNA polymerase II cis-regulatory region sequence-specific DNA binding
Source: RefSeq, a predicted model, not a curated record